CAAUAACAAGUCGCGUUAAUCGCUUGUGCUGUGAUUAUUUAUUAUUAAAUUAAUAAAUAAGCUUUGAAAAUGGUGCAAGCGUGGUACAUGGAUGAAGAGAAAACUGAUCAGCGCCUGGAACAUCAUAAGAACCCGCCAGAAUUCAUUUCCCUCGAAGAUCUUUACAAGAAAACCGGCGUUGAAUAUUUUAAACUGAAUGUGGACACGUACACAACAGAUGGAGUGCUGGACAAGCUGAAGCAGGAGCGAGGGUACACCUACGAGGAUGAGAUGACCUGCUCCAAGGAGUGUCUGCCCAACUACGAGGAGAAAAUCAAGUCAUUCUUCACUGAGCACCUGCAUACUGAUGAGGAGAUUAGGUUUGUGCUGGCUGGUUCUGGAUACUUCGACGUGCGCGACGGCCAGGACCAAUGGAUCCGCAUCGCCGUCACCGCGGGCGACAUGAUCGUCAUCCCCAGCGGCAUCUACCAUCGGUUCACACUCGAUACUAAUAACUUCAUAAAGGCGAAGCGAUUCUUCAUCGGCGAGCCGGUGUGGCUGCCGUACAACCGUCCUGCUGACAACAUGGACGCUCGCAAGCAGUAUGUCGAGAAACUGGAGAAAGGUUUCACCGUCACCGCUUGUUAAAUGAUACCAAACACGAAUUAGACAGUGGAGUGUCAAGUUCCAUUUAUAUACAGAUUUCUUUUCAAUUGGUUUGUUAAACCAUUUCACAAAUUGAAAUAGAUUCAUCACUAAUUGAAAUAGAUCAGGUAGGUUGUUUUAAAAUGCUAUAUUACAUACGUAGUAAAAUGGGGUGAAUAGGGAUCGAGACGUGAAUAGGAACAGAAUAACGGGCCCAAAUAGGGGUGAGAUAUAAGGAAAUUCUUCAUAGUAUCGAUUCACCCUCUUCUAUCGCUCAAAUCCUAUUUACCCCAUUUUACUGUACAUAAUAAAUUUGUGCCAAAUUAUCAACUAUACUUGCAACCUUGACCCGUGGUGUGCCUGAACCUGAAUGCCGAUUUCAAACAAGACACAAUGACAAGAUGCUUCGUAUUGUGUCUGAUAUACUGCCAAACAAAUGUUAUUAAA
This is a messenger RNA of Spodoptera litura, 1071 nucleotides long. It is a transcript of the gene Adi1, whose product is annotated as acireductone dioxygenase 1. NCBI's taxonomy places the organism in Eukaryota, Metazoa, Arthropoda, Insecta, Lepidoptera, Noctuidae. The record is from RefSeq and is a predicted model, not a curated record. Gene Ontology annotation, molecular function: acireductone dioxygenase [iron(II)-requiring] activity.